Messenger RNA from Rotaria sp. Silwood1, 490 nucleotides. Lineage: Eukaryota; Metazoa; Rotifera; Eurotatoria; Philodinida; Philodinidae. The record is from the annotation of a GenBank genome assembly.
AUGAAUAAGUCAUUAACUUGGUUAUUUUUAAUUAGUACUAGUUUGAUUUGUUCAUAUUUUUUUGGAAUUUUUGAUACUGGCCUUGAUUUUCUAUUAAGUUAUCUUUAUAUUCGACAUAAAACACUUCGUCGUCGUCAGCGUCCAGCACGUAUUUUUCUUGUUCGACAUGGUGAAUCUCAAGCAAAUGUUGAUUUGACUUUAUAUGGUCGUAUGGCUGAUCAUGAUAUUGAAUUAACUAAAAAAGGUUGUGAACAAGCUAUUGAAGCUGGUAAAAAACUACAUUCAUUAAUUGGUGAAGAAUCAAUUUAUGUUUAUAUGAGUCCAUAUAAACGUUCAAAACAAACUUGGUUAUGUAUACGAAAAUCAUUUUCAUUAUGGCAAAUUAUAGGUGAACGUGAAGAUCCACGUUUACGUGAACAAGAAUUUGGUAAUUUAACUGAUUUAAAAACACGUACACAAGUAUUAAAAGAACGUGAUCGUUUAGGACAUU